Messenger RNA from Histoplasma capsulatum G186AR, 2583 nucleotides. RefSeq names its product DUF323 domain-containing protein. The record is from RefSeq and is a predicted model, not a curated record. The coding region runs from base 1 to 2583 and encodes 860 amino acids. NCBI's taxonomy places the organism in Eukaryota, Fungi, Ascomycota, Eurotiomycetes, Onygenales, Ajellomycetaceae. The transcript has 7 exons.
AUGGCGCCUUCCAAAUUGAGCAGCGUACCUAUUAUAGACAUACAUGUCAAUGAUUUCAAGGACUCACUGGCCAACGAGAUCUAUACUGGCCUCAAGCGUCCACACGGAGGAGCAAAGUCCUUACCGACACUCCUUCUCUAUAGUACCGAAGGUCUUCGCCGUUUUGAAGAUAUUACCUACUUAGAUGAGUAUUAUCUAACCAACGCUGAAAUCGAGGUCUUGACCACCCACGCAGCCAGGAUAGUCAACCAGCUCCCGGAAAAUGCGCAACUACUGGAGCUUGGUAGCGGGAAUCUCCGCAAGAUUAAAAUAUUGUUGGACGAGUUUGAACGAAAGAAAAAGGCUGUUGAAUAUUUUGCUCUUGAUCUGUCCCUAGAGGAGCUUCACCGUACAUUCGCUGAAAUUCCUCCGGGAGGUUAUAAAUACGUCCAAUGCCGCGGCCUCCACGGAACAUAUGAUGAUGCUCUUGCUUGGUUGGCGAAGCCGGAGAAUAGACAAAAUCCAACCUGUAUUAUGUCUAUGGGAUCAUCCAUCGGCAAUUUUACUCGUCCGGAAGCUGCUCAGUUUUUGAAUCGAUUUUCGAGGAUGCUCGGGCCAUCCGAUUCCUUCCUUGUUGGAAUAGAUGCUUGUAAAAAUCCUGACAAAGUGUAUAGGGCUUACAACGACAAUCAUGGCGUGACCAAGGACUUUUACAUGAUGGGACUUUCCCAAGCCAAUUCUAUCCUCGGAUUUCACGCAUUCAAAAAAGAAGAUUGGGACGUGGCUUGUCGUUUCGAUAUGGCAACUGGUUCACAUAAGGCCUAUUAUGUUCCAAAUAUGGACGUCUCCGUAGAUGGAGUGGUCAUGAAAAAGGGUGAAAAGAUAUUGUUCGAGCAGGCUUUCAAAUACGGACCCAAGGAAUGCAAGAACCUGUUUCAACGCGCGGGAGUAAUGCCAAUAGCGCAGUUCGGAAAUUGCACUGGUGAAUAUUAUGUUCAUCUCCUGUCAUCCUGCACCUUGGAAUUGCCCACUCAAGUCACGGAGUACGUGGCGGAUGUAAUUCCCAAUGUUGUAGAUUUUGAAAAUCUUUGGAAGAUUUGGGAUACCGUGACUCUAUCUAUGAUUCCCCAGGAUGAACUGCUGUCAAAACCCAUUAAGUUAAGAAAUGCAUUGAUUUUCUACCUCGGGCAUUCUCCGACUUUCUUUGACAUCCACCUAACGAGAGCCACGGACGGCAUCCCGACAUCACCUAAGCACUAUCAAUCGAUAUUUGAGCGGGGUAUUGAUCCAGAUGUUGAUAACCCGGAGCUUUGCCACGAUCAUUCUGACAUCCCAAGCGAAUGGCCACACCUUGGAGAGAUUCUGACGUACAGAGAUGCCGUCCGCAGCCGAGCACGCGCCGUAUUAGCGCAUGGAGUUAAGACCCGCCGUUUGGCUGAGGCAUUGUGGAUUGGCUUCGAGCACGAAGCAAUGCAUCUGGAAACAUUCCUAUACAUGCUCUUGCAGAGUGACGAAAUUCUCCCACCACCUGGAGUUCCUCAGCCGAACUUUGAAUCUCUCGCCCACCAAUCUGCGUUAGAAUCAAGGGAAAGUUCCUGGUUCGCUAUUCCCGAGCAACAGGUAUCCAUUGGCCUACAUGAUCCGGAUGAUCAUGUUAUCCCAAAGCACUCUUUUGGUUGGGAUAAUGAAAAACCCAAGAGGAUGGUGAAUGUUCCUGCAUUUGCUGCACAAGCCCGGCCUAUUACGAAUGGAGAAUAUGCGAAAUACUUAGAACAGCACCAUAUUUCAUUCAUACCAGCGUCCUGGAUUGACCUUGUCCCGAAGACAGCUGAUGUUAGGCGGAAUGGUUAUGGCAAUUGUAACGGCUAUUCUACCAACGGGCAAAGGCAACUUGACUCCGGCGCUAGUAACGAGUUUCUGGAGAGAUUUGCAAUUCGCACUGUCUUUGGACCAGUACCUUUGAAAUGGGCACUUGACUGGCCCGUGAUGGCUUCGUUCAAUGAGCUUCAAGGAUAUGCAGAAUCUAUGAGCUGCAGGAUUCCUACCUUUGAAGAGGUUCGAAGUAUUUAUCAGUACUCCAUGUUUCUUAAAUCAUUGGAGGACGAUGGAGCGCUUCGUUCAAUGAAUGGGAAUGGGCAUGGCAGCCACCGAAAUGCCAGGGUUGUGAAGACCCUAGACAAAUCAAUUGAACCCCCCGCGGAAGACGCUCACGGCAAUCCUCGCACACCGGAUCACCAGCCUGUUCAAUCCCCUUCAACAAACCCCAUGCCAGUGUUUAUUGAUCUCGACGACAAUUGCAACGUCGGGUUCAAACACUGGCACCCUACCCCAGUCACCAAACACGGAAACAGGCCUUCCGGACAGAGUGAACUGGGGGGCGUCUGGGAAUGGACAAGCACUCCCCUGCAUGCACAUGAGGGGUUCAAAUCUAUGGAGCUUUAUCCAGGAUAUUCAGCCGACUUUUUCGAUGGAAAACAUAAUAUUGUUUUGGGGGGCUCUUGGGCAACCCAUCCUCGAAUCGCUGGCCGAACAACAUUUGUGAACUGGUUCCAACGCAAAUACAUCUAUGUAUGGGCAGGUGCACGUCUGGUUCGGGAUAUCUGA